ACAGUGAAGGGUCUAGAGAGCAAAUAUUCUUUUUUGCUUUUCUCAAAUGGGGCAGAGAAGGGCAUCCAUUCUUUUGCUUUUCAAAAAAGUAGGUCUUUGCUAAAAAGAGGCCGAUAGCUCUCAAACUGCUCGCUCCUCAUCAUUUGCAGAGGUCUAGAGCCAUUUGGCUAGGUUUGGUGAAGAUGGCAGGUGGUCAGGCAGUCGAGGUCCUGAUGGAGAGAGUCAGGGAUCCGAAGAAAUGGAGGCUCUCUCUAAGGGAAGACGUCUACGAGUCACUGCUCUCUCAAGCUGGUGAUGGUGUUGUGCAGAAGAUCUUUAGUGGGUGUUCCAUCUUCAGCCCCUUGUUGUUCGGCAAGUUCUUUGAUCCCUCGGAUGCGUUCCCCCUCUGGGAUUUUGAGUCGGAGAGCCUGCUCUCGGGCUUCAACCGGGAAUCUGGCAGCUUUCUUGGUGUGGACUGGUUUGAAACAGAGACGGACUAUGUCCUAAAAGCAGAAUUACCAGGAGGAAGAACCAACGAUCUUCAGAUAACUGUAGCAGGGAGGAUCGUGGAAAUUAGUGGUCAGUGGAAAAGCAAAGAGAAGUGUGGUAAGGAUUGGCGAUGCCAGAACUGGUGGGAUUGCGGAUACGUUCGCCGGCUGGAACCACCCGAAAAUUCAGAUCCUGGAAAAUUGGAAGCAUUUAUUGAUGAAAAUAUUCUCGAAAUCAAAAUACCCAAGAUUUUGAAUGGUGAAUCUUCCUCACCCACUAAUGCUGACAGGGCCAGAGACUCGUAAGCAUAUUAUCUGAAGGAAAAGAACUAAUCUCAUCCUUAAAAAUAAAGAAAAAAUGAUGUAUUUAUGUUGAUAAUAUCAAGACAGUAUGAUGGUAUGUAAUGUGUAUGGAUGGGAUCCUAUCACUUGAUUGACAGAGUUGCUGUCUUAGGCAAGAAUUCUUGAUUUUAGAUGUUAAUCGUCUCAUCGAACAGAUCGCCAGGUUAAAAGAAACUGAUGAGUAUGACUGAAAAAGGAAAGAACAUGACAUUCCUUAACCCCACCCCACCACCAAAACAAAACAAGUGUGCUGUGUCUUCUCAAGCUCAAUAAAUCUUUGCUUUCUUUGA
Nymphaea colorata (pocket water lily) is the source of this 1099-nucleotide messenger RNA. Its product is annotated as 22.3 kDa class VI heat shock protein. The record is from RefSeq and is a predicted model, not a curated record. Bases 183 to 773 code for a protein of 196 amino acids. Lineage: Eukaryota; Viridiplantae; Streptophyta; Magnoliopsida; Nymphaeales; Nymphaeaceae. The transcript is spliced from 2 exons.